CAGGCACCCACGGUGUCCCCAUCGGAGGCCCCAGAGAGGAGUGAAUAGUGAGGAUUUGCCUCGGAGGAACUUGCGCUGUGGUGAUGAUGAACGACAUCCCACUGCAGAGGCAGCUUUGUUACUGCCCUUCAAAGGACUUAUCACAACCAGGACUUUAAAUUACUUCCCCUGAGAUCAAGUAAAACAAAAUGCUUUUGGAAGUGCUGAACCCAAGGCAUUACAAUGUCACCAGCAUGGUGUCCGAAGUUGUGCCUAUUGCUAGCAUUGCAGUCCUGCUGCUCACUGGAUUUCUUCUCUUGGUUUGGAAUUAUGAGGACACAUCCUCAAUACCAGGUCCCAGCUACUUUCUGGGAAUUGGGCCCCUCAUUUCCCACUGCAGGUUCCUCUGGAUGGGGAUCGGCAGUGCCUGCAAUUACUACAACAAGAUGUAUGGAGAAUUCAUGAGAGUCUGGGUAUGUGGAGAGGAAACCCUUAUUAUUAGCAAGUCCUCAAGUAUGUUCCAUGUAAUGAAGCACAGUCACUACAUAUCCCGAUUUGGCAGUAAACUUGGGUUGCAAUUCAUCGGCAUGCACGAGAAAGGCAUCAUAUUUAACAAUAAUCCAGCACUCUGGAAAGUUGUUCGACCUUUCUUUACAAAAGCUUUGUCCGGCCCUGGCCUGGUGCGCAUGGUGACCAUCUGUGCUGAUUCCAUCACCAAGCAUCUGGACAGGCUGGAGGAGGUCUGCAAUGACUUGGGCUAUGUGGACGUGUUGACCCUCAUGCGGCGCAUCAUGCUGGACACCUCUAACGUGCUCUUCCUGGGGAUCCCCUUGGAUGAAAGUGCCAUCGUGGUUAAAAUCCAGGGGUAUUUUGAUGCAUGGCAAGCUCUCCUUCUCAAACCAGACAUCUUCUUUAAGAUUUCUUGGCUGUGCAGAAAGUAUGAAAAGUCUGUCAAGGACUUGAAAGAUGCCAUGGAAAUUCUCAUAGAAGAAAAAAGACACAGGAUUUCAAUAGCAGAGAAGCUGGAAGACAGCAUAGAUUUCGCCACUGAGUUGAUUUUUGCUGAGAAACGUGGUGAACUUACAAGAGAGAAUGUAAACCAGUGCAUAUUGGAAAUGCUGAUCGCAGCGCCAGACACCAUGUCUGUUUCUGUGUUCUUCAUGCUGUUUCUCAUUGCAAAGCAUCCCCAGGUUGAAGAGGCAAUAAUGAGGGAAAUCCAGACUGUUGUUGGUGAAAGAGACAUAAGGAUUGAUGAUAUGCAAAAGCUAAAAGUGGUGGAAAACUUUAUUAAUGAGAGCAUGCGGUACCAGCCGGUUGUGGACCUGGUCAUGCGCAAAGCCUUAGAGGAUGACGUCAUCGAUGGCUACCCGGUGAAAAAGGGGACUAACAUUAUCCUGAAUCUUGGAAGAAUGCAUAGACUCGAGUUUUUCCCAAAGCCUAAUGAGUUUACUCUUGAAAACUUUGCCAAGAAUGUUCCUUACAGGUACUUUCAGCCAUUUGGCUUUGGGCCCCGGGCCUGUGCGGGAAAGUACAUCGCCAUGGUGAUGAUGAAGGUCAUCCUGGUCACCCUUCUGAGACGCUUCCACGUGCAGACUUUGCAAGAUCGGUGCGUUGAGAAGAUGCAGAAGAAAAAUGACUUAUCCUUGCAUCCAGAUGAGACCAGCGACCGGCUAGAAAUGAUUUUCACCCCAAGAAAUUCAGACAAGUGCCUCGAGUGCUAAAGAAGUUUGGUCAGUCCCUGCCCCAGAGCACUGCUCAACAGAACUCCACAUGGGAAUCACCCAUCUUCGCCAGGUAGUCCUCCUCACAUGAACAACCAUGGCCUGUGCCAUUUUAUAGGCUUACCUCCUGUGGGUUGUCAGCUAGGCAGGAGACACGGUUCAUCUGACCAGAUCCAAACCAGACACCAGACUGCAAGAGAAAAUAGAGGCCAAGAGUUUGUACAGGAAACUGCAGCCCUAAAGACACAAUUCCACAAAACAUGCUUUGCAUGAAAGUGAAAAGUGAAAUUGAAGUCACUCAGUUGUGUCUGACUCUUAGCAACCUCAUGGACUGCAGCCUACUAGGCUCCUCCGUCCAUGGGAUUUUCCAGGCAAGAGUACUAGAGUGGGUUGCCAUUGCCUUCUCAGUUGGAAAAGACAAGCCACCAGCAAAACUCACCCCAGCUCCUUACUGUCCUACACUGAAUUGGGAGCUUUUUAACAUCUGGGGCAGAAGCACUCAAUUUGAUUACAAAGGCCAGGCCAACAUCUAUGUACCUCGGAUCUCCUAGUGUGAAUAAAACGGUUUUCAUUUGCUUUUUGGUGGGGUGGGGAUUACAUACCCUUGGAGAAUGCUUACAAAUUCAGCAUUUGACUUUUCCUACAAACUAUAUUCAAUUAACUCUUGUUUCUCUACAUGUGACUUGUCUGCAGAAAAAGUUAAAUUGAAGACUAUCCUUUCCCAAUUUCUCAAUUUAUUCCUCUCUUACCUCUGAUACAACAGGUGUAGAUUCAGGUAUACGAAAAAAAGUAACUUUUUAAUAGCCUGAAUAAGAUAUAAUUACUACCAUUCAUCUGCCAUACUAAAAAAUUCACACAAUACAUUUUAAAUUAAAUGAAAUUCCUCUUUUCAUGUCUGCAUAGUUGCUUAGCUCCAGGAGUGCAGUAACCAAGAGAUAAAUUUAGAUAAUGGCACCUAUUAACUCUUACUGAAGCUUCUGUGAUUUUAAGGGAGGGUAAGACUCUGAGUGUAUAUCUAAAUCUACAACCCAGUGGGUUCAAACUCUAAGGAGUGCUCCUUGUACCAUUAUCCUUUUCUCUCACCUUUUCUUCCCUCUUCUUUCUUUCCAUGACCCUAAGCCAAGAGCAACAAGCAUAUCAGUAGAGAACACAGCCAGGGUAGAACCCCUACAAUCACAUUUUAUCCUAGCUCCAAUUUAACAGUUACCUAUGAGAUUUAACAGUUAACCUGAUUUACUGAAUCAUCACUAUAUGUAACCGUAGAAAAAUGCUCAUCUUGGAAUUAGUGCCAAAUCAAACAGAUGAGUGAAUUUUCCAAGUAUUAAUAGUAUUUUCCUUGUGUAUUAUUGAUAUGGCCUUAAAAGUGUAUCUGCUGAAUGCCACAUAAAAACUAAAACACUAAAUUCAUUUACAAACAUGUAAAUGUUUGCCAUUGAGUCAACCUGAAUAUUCUUCUCAUCCUGCUGUUUGGCAGUAGGGCAACAGCUGAGUAUAAAGUGAGAAUGUAAGCUCCUGAGAGUGGAAGCUCUUUUCUUUCUUUUGGAAUCCAUGCCUGUCCCUUAUUCUCACUCCCCAUAUUUGUUUUCAAGAUCAAUACUGAAUUGACACUCUGGCCCAGAGAUAUUCUAAUUGACCCAGAAAUCAAGUAAAGGAGAAGCAGGAAUCCUAAAAAUUAAAGGAUGGGCAUUAAUAAAGCAGCAAGUAUUUGAAAUUGAAAUUAUCUAGAUCAUCUAUAUGACAUAAACAUAUGCAGAAAUAUAUCUGUGUAUCUGGAUGUAUCUGUGUAGUCAGGUCUAGAAAAUGAAAGUCGCUCAGUCAUGUCCAACUCUUUGUGACCCCAUGGACUAUACAGUCCAUGGAAUUCUCCAGACCAGAAUACUGGAGUGGGUAGUCUUUCCCUUCUCCAGGGGAUCUUCCCAGGGAUCCCAGGGAUCCCAGGGAUCGAACCCAGAUCUCCCACACUGCAGGCUAAUUCUUUACCAGCUGAGCCACAAGGGAAGCAGUCAGGUCUAGAUGAGUAUCCAAGCACUUCAAAAGCUUGAAAGAAAAGGAUUUUAGAUUGAACGGAUCCUCAUUAAUUCACUUGGUGAUUAUUAAUGGUUUACUUUGGCGGGAGCUACAUAGUGGAGCAAAACAGACUUUGGAUCCCUGUACUUCAUCCAUCUAAUUCUCCUGAACAUCUACUGUAUUUAAUAUGCAUAUAUGCAGCCAAGGUCAUACUCUGCCUAUACAAAGUGAAAUGGAAGGUGAAUAUAGUUGUAUAUAGAUAAUGCAGAUACAAAAAUAUGCUCGGGGAAAACUGGGGUGGGGUGGGGGCAAGGAGAGAGGGAAAAUAUUGGUUAGUGUUAUCUAAGCAAACUCUCCCAGAAACAAGUUAUCUGGGUAAUUGUUCAGCUUGUCACUCUUUUCCCUGUAUUGACAAACCUCAUAAGUAUGUACAGACUUGGCUUAAGGAAUAUGGAAUGUCAUUGACUUUACAUUGGGUUGAUGAAUGUAUAUUUGAAAAUCCUGUUUUCGCUUCAGAAUUUGGCCUUAUUGUUAAGUACUUAAUUGUGACUCUGAAUGUGCUGUGUAUUCUCUCUUCACCAACUCUCAAAGAACUGGAAUGUAUAAAAUUAUUAGUGAAAUGCAUACACAUGAGGGCUCUUAUCAUUUUCAACCUGUGAGGAAAACUGUAGUCUCCCAUCUUUGGAAGUUCCAGACACCUGCCUCUAUCUUCAUCGACCUCUUACUCUUCCCUCCCCCAAAUGGAAAAUCAUCUCAUUUAGAAAGACUCCACAUAAUGGGAAAUGCCAGUUGGAAGCUGUCACUUUUUAUUUCUAAGCAGCACCCCUCACCAUUCAUGGUGCUAAUAUUUCACAGAAGUGUGGGGCACUGGCCCACUGGAAAGAGUGCUAGCUGGGCCCUCCUCAAUCUCCUGUAGUAGUUGGUCUCUGGAACUGAAUUUCUCAUCUGUAUUUGCAAAAAGACUGGCUAAAGUUUGUCAAAGUAUGGAGUUGAAUGGAAUUUGUGGUACUUUCAGUUGAACUCAGCUCAAAAACAAAGUCAAGCGCUAAGGGCAAAGACAAACUCUCCGUGGCUCAACUCAAGAUAUUACUCAUUCUCUUACUGAAGUUUUUAGCAGGUUUUGACCUAUGUCUAGGGAGUCACUGCCAUACCAUUUCCACCAGGUCAACAAGACAAAAGGAAUGCAUAUAGAUAAGGCAAUCUGGUCAUCAAACCCAGCCCAUCAGGUAUACAUGUCUCUUUUAUGUUCCAUCAAGAAAGCAUUACAGGAAACCCAAACAGGAGCUCUGUAUCAACCUAGAGGGGUGGGAUGGGGAGGGAAAUGGGAGGGAGGUUCAAAAGGGAGGGGAUAUAUGUAUACCUAUGUUGAUUUUGACACUGAUUCAUGUUGAUGUUUGACAGAAAACAACAAAAUUCUGUAAAGCAAUUAUUCUUAAAUAAAAUAAAAAGAAACAAACAUUACAGACUACAAAACAAAUUAAAAUUCUUAUGAGAGUUUUUAUGUUAAAGUUAAUUAAAGUUCUUAUGAAUGAUUACUGUAAGAAUAAUCUUAAAUGCACUGUACUUACAGCCUAAAGCAAAUUUUUCACAGACUUUAGCAUUUUAACGUAUUGAUAAAACAUUUCUUGUAAUAAAAAUUGUAAGUUGCAAGACCUGAAA
Bubalus bubalis (water buffalo) is the source of this 5366-nucleotide messenger RNA. RefSeq names its product cytochrome P450 19A1-like. The coding region runs from base 189 to 1700 and encodes 503 amino acids. The transcript has 10 exons. The record is from RefSeq and is a predicted model, not a curated record. NCBI's taxonomy places the organism in Eukaryota, Metazoa, Chordata, Mammalia, Artiodactyla, Bovidae. Gene Ontology annotation, molecular function: oxidoreductase activity, acting on paired donors, with incorporation or reduction of molecular oxygen; iron ion binding; heme binding.